AUGUGUCUGUUGUUGAAGGCCAAGCUGCAACCAGCUUCCUGGUCAGCCUAUAACCACCGUACACGCGUCACGCACCUCCAACCGACGGAUGAGAGGGCCUGUAAAGAUGAAAUCUUGGUUGUGUUUCACUCUGAGUUAGCUUUCGCUUUUAGCAUCUCCUUCCCCACUUUCAGCAAGGGUUUCAGAAUUUCGGAGACAAAUACGACCACUAGAAGGAGCUUCAGUGGCAACCCUUUUACCAGACCCAAUACUGUGGUAAACCCUAGAUGCGUAAAUCCACCUACCCCUACAAACACCCCUGCUACAACAGAUCAUACGAAAAGAGGUUCAGUACUUCGCAAAAGCACUGGUAGCUCGAUGUUUCAGGAUGGAAAAGAGAAUCACAAAGAUAUAGUUCGUUCACCUGCUAGAUCAUAUGAAAAGAGUUUCAUGGCACCAACGAUCUCAGCUGCUUCAAAGUUCACUCCAUCACCAAGAAAGAAAGUUCUUGGUGUAAAGAAUGAGGUAACUUCGAUCCAGUUCUUGGACAAAGAUUUCGUAAUGAAAUCUGAAGCAACACUGUUGGAUCAACCUGUCAUGACGGAAGAGGAUUCAAAUGAAUCGAUAACCCUUGAACAAAAAAAGUUGUUCUUGAAACUCCUCUUGUUCGUAAGGUAA
Molecule: messenger RNA, 657 nt
Organism: Lactuca virosa
Lineage: Eukaryota; Viridiplantae; Streptophyta; Magnoliopsida; Asterales; Asteraceae
Source: the annotation of a GenBank genome assembly